AUGUCAUCAUCCGAUCAACAAAAUCAAACAUUAGCGGCACUUGGUCUAAGUGGAAACACUCGAGGCGCUCCAAAGGAACUUGAGGUGUUUGCUUUAAACACCAAUGAUCCAUUCGCCCAUCUUCAAUUCGCGCAAUUGUUACAACGCUCAGGCGCUGAUCCAAUUCUUUGGACUGGCACUGAACUAAAUCGGUCAACUCCGGCUGGAAAUUUCCGUCUAUAUAAAGACGCGAGUAAUGUUUUUGGUAUUUGGGUGCCGAACUCGCAGGCUUUUUACUCCGAUGGCAUCCCACCAAACAUAUCUGCUCCGGAUAUUCUAUCUGAGCAGAUGGUUGGCGGGUCCCAUGCGGAUAGAACCGAGCCAGUUCGACACUACCCGGCAUACGGUCAUAGCUCUGACUAUCGACGUAAUGACAGAGUCUUCACAAACUCGAGUCAUCGAAAAAACAGAGCUACUCCGUAUGAUCGUCCAGCCGGGUAUAAACAAUACCAAUAUUCUAACACUCCAUCAGAGCAAUAUAAUCAUGAAGACGAGUCGACGAGUCGGCGAUCGACAGCCAGGAGUCGUUACACCGUAGAUGCAUCAGCAUCAUUAUCUACUUUAAGGCAAGGGAGGGAGCAGAGCUCUAAAGCCGCUACCUCCCAUCGACCAUCCCAUUUUUCAUCAUCAUAUAAACGUGGACGCCAGACGAGCUCGAUAACAGCAGUCACGCCUAUGCUUAUAGGUCAAAACCCAGCACAUGGUCUGGCUCUAACACCAGAACAACAGCAACGGCGUACGUUGUUGAAUCAAAAACGACCUGAACGUCGUAAACAGGUGAUGAUGGCAGUCAAAUCAAGGGAAGAAGAACAACAGACCCAAACUGGGGAACAGCAACCGGAAGACGAACAACCGGAACAACAGCAAACUGUCUCGUCAUUUACAGACGAAGACGGCAAUGACAAUGAUGCCGUUGAUGGUGAACCGGUGCUUGGAAAAGUACCACCAAUUACUUAG
Messenger RNA from Didymodactylos carnosus, 996 nucleotides. Lineage: Eukaryota; Metazoa; Rotifera; Eurotatoria; Philodinida; Philodinidae. The record is from the annotation of a GenBank genome assembly.